Schistocerca americana (American grasshopper) is the source of this 1104-nucleotide messenger RNA. RefSeq names its product vegetative cell wall protein gp1-like. The record is from RefSeq and is a predicted model, not a curated record. Lineage: Eukaryota; Metazoa; Arthropoda; Insecta; Orthoptera; Acrididae. Bases 1 to 1104 code for a protein of 367 amino acids. The transcript has 4 exons.
AUGGAUAUUCAUGUUCUUCAAAGCCAGCCCGCCCAGAAGGUCGCGUUUAAAGACUCUUCCACGGUUCGUGUGGGUAAUAAACUUGUUCGCAAUAAGCCACCCACCCAGCCCUCUGCUAUGCGACCCAAGCGUAAUUCCAACGCUGUAAAAAGUGAUGUACAGACUGCAAGUGAAGCGGGAGUUGUUGUUCCACCCGCCCAACCCACGAGUUGUCAUUUGGUCCGCGGCGGGUUCCAGCCGCGCCUUCCGACUUCGCUGCCGCCCCCAGGGCAGCAGCAGCAGCCGUCGCCGCUACCACGCCGACAGCCCGUCCCGUUGAUGCCUCCCGCGCAGCUUCAUCCGGGAGCGCCCCAGGUGGUUGCUCCGGCGCCUGCGGUCCCUCUUCAGUCGCCACCGCCUUCGGAGCUGAUGGACGUCGACCCCUCCGCCGGGCCGCCUUCCCAAGUGGUGGCUGUGCAGCCUGUCCUGCAGCCGCUUUCCUUGGGCACCCCCAAGGAGUCUGACACCGCAGCGCCUUGUCCGGCGCCCACUCAGCAGCCGUCGACGCAGCAUUUGGUCCGCGGCGGGUUCCAGCCGCGCCUUCCGACUUCGCUGCCGCCCCCAGGGCAGCAGCAGCAGCCGUCGCCGCUACCACGCCGACAGCCCGUCCCGUUGAUGCCUCCCGCGCAGCUUCAUCCGGGAGCGCCCCAGGUGGUUGCUCCGGCGCCUGCGGUCCCUCUUCAGUCGCCACCGCCUUCGGAGCUGAUGGACGUCGACCCCUCCGCCGGGCCGCCUUCCCAAGUGGUGGCUGUGCAGCCUGUCCUGCAGCCGCUUUCCUUGGGCACCCCCAAGGAGUCUGACACCGCAGCGCCUUGUCCGGCGCCCACUCAGCAGCCGUCGACGCAGCCUGUACCACAGACGCAAAUGAUGGAGCUGUGGUCACAGCCAACACAAGCAAAUAGUGCUCAGCACAUACUGAACCACGCAUGCAUAUUCACCGUUACUCCAAAUUUUGGCAAUGGUGCAAUGGGUACCAACUCACACAAGACAAAGCAGGCAGUCAGUGCGAGCUGGACAACACAACGUGACACACAUUUCCAGUCUUUCUCGCUGUGUACCACAUGA